AUGGCAUCGCAGCAGGACGCCAGACUGCUAAUUAACACUAUCCGGCAAGAGACGUCGUUAGACGGUACCCUUGGCCAGAGCACGAUCGCAUCAGUCAUCCGCAAUGCACUUAAGAUAUUAUCAGAGCAGAUGUACGAUAAAUCUACACACUUUCUCCUCGAACUGCUCCAAAAUGCCGACGACAACGCCUAUGCGUGCGCAACGCCAACAUUGAACUUUUCCUACCGCCCUGGAAGCCUCCGUGUCGAUUGCAACGAAGUAGGAUUCUCCGAACAAAAUGUUAGAGCCAUCUGCACAAUUGGCGAGAGUACCAAGACAGGACUAAACAGAUCCACGGGAUACAUCGGCGAGAAAGGAAUUGGCUUCAAGUCCGUCUUCAAGGUGGCGGACGUUGUAUGGAUCUCUUCACGACAUUUCAGGUUCAAGUUUGACCGCAGACAAGAUAUGGGCAUGAUCACCCCACAAUGGGAAAGGUUUCCUGAACCGACGAGACCUGGGUACACAUCGCUCUACAUGAACCUCGCUGCCGAGUAUAACGAGGAGGAGCUUGUGAAGGACAUCGUCUCGUUCGACCCAACUCUGCUCCUCUUCCUUCGGCGUAUUAGAAAGCUCAAUUUCCUUUCUCGAACCGACACAGUAGAUUCUGGUAACACGAUGGUCACGCUGAGUCAUGGCAGCUCUUGCCAACGGUACCUCAUUGUGAGGUACAUUGCUACGCACACGACACCAGAAGUCAAACGUCCCGGCUGUGUGGAGUCCGAGGUGUUACUCGCGUUCCCUACUACAAGGCGGACGGAGGAUUCUACGAGCACCACUCUGGAUGUGUAUGCUUUCUUGCCCAUACGUGCCUACGGUUUUCAGUCCAUUUCUGAGAUCAACGCCGGACCGUUAAAAUACGACUGGCCUCGUUUUGUUCUAACAGGAGAGAUUUCGCCUGUCUUUGACCCGGUACGUGAGCACAUUCUUCAAGGACUCGCUGAGAAGAGGAUUCUUGAAUCUUGGGGCCGUGAAAUGGCUGUUCCGUCGGCGCUACUCUAUGUACCGCCGAAAUUCCUGGACGAAAAAGGCAUUCCUUUCACUCUCCGGCCUACAACUGCUCGGCAGUACCUGUCCCCAUUCUACUCCAGUUCGGAUUCCGAAGCGCUCGGUCUGAUAGGUAUACUGUUCUUCCCCAUGAAAGAAAAAGGUCCCCAUAUACCGGAAGGCAUUUCCAUCGACAUAAUCGAACCCUCUGCAGUAGUCCAUUCCGAUCGAUAUGACCUCCUUCGACGGAUGGGCGCUCGUGACUGCGAUGCCCGUGAUGUUUGCGGGCAGAUCGCAAAACUGCAUAGCGGAGAUAACUUCGACGCUCUGAGAUUACGUCGAAGCGAACUCAUCGCACAGCUAUCCGGGAUCUCAAAGAAGAUGGAUACUUCGUUUGAAUUCAUCCACGAUGAUUACCUGCACGUUCCUGCGACAGAAAAGGCGGCAUGGAUAUCCUGGUUAAAGAAGACAUGCGGUAUUUCGGAUAUUCCUCGUCUUGUGGAACCGGGCACAUUGCUCCUCUCUAACGACUUCCGCAUCCUCCUUGCUGCUUGCCAGUCUCGGGAUAUCCUAUUCCUGUUACGGGAGAAUUGGUCAUACUACUCUCAGUGGCUCGAAAAUGACGCGGGGGCCUCCCCGAUUGCUCAUGGUCGGAAGCUACCGGAACAGGUUGCGAAAAUGCGUCCCCUAGAGGGCUUGAAGUCGCAGCAAGUUCGGUGCUGUAACAGGUUUUUUGCGUUGGAGAAGACCAUCCUUCCGAUGCUCGAUCCGAUGUUGGACAACAAAGCUUGGAGUCCAACAAUUGAGCUCUAUGAUCCGCUCAAUACCGGCUGGAAGAUUCUAUGCCACCUCGGAGUUGCUGUGGAAAGGAAUGCGCAAUACUACAUCCGGUGUCUCGAGGCAUUGCGGGGUAGUCAUGCCGAUGCAACUACCUUGACUCACAUAUACACACAACUAAGUGUUCGCGACGCCCAGGAAGGCGACUUCAUCAGGGCUGCACUUAUGAAAACUCCUCUAAUCUACGUAUCGUCGACUUUUCACAGUUCAGCUUUACCUUCCUGGAACACUGCUUCCGAAUGUAUAGCGAAGGGCCUCCGACCCGACUUAGACUAUCCUGCCUGCAGGUACUUCUUCCGGUGUCUUCUCAUGUGGCACAGUGGCGAGCUCGACCGCCUGCUCGCUCAGCUGUCAUACCUGGAUCAGUCGACUUCUUUCUCAGAUAUUUCACGACUUUUCCGGGACAUAAGCACAGCCAUCCAAGGAGUUUCGCGUAUCCGCACGUUUCGGCUGCCCGAUAAUCUAUACCGUAGCCCGAUAUUUCCCAUUACGAAAAAUGGGUCGCAGGGCGAAUUUGAGUUCCUUGCGGCAUUGGUUGACCCAUUAGGCUUGCCAAACCCUUGGUUCAUCGCAGAUCGAGAUCACCUAAGGGUCAGCUUCCAAGGCAAGCUCUCCCUGUUGGCAUUUAAUACAGAAGAGUUGGAGUCGAUGGAACAUUUUUUUGGAACUAUUCGAUAUGGAAGAUCGGAAGUUGUCAAUAGCAGUCAAGAUGGACGCCAGUCCGCACGGUCACGUCGCUUGAUUCCAAAAGCGCACCCUACUCGCCAUCAGCUAUCCAAGCAACUUGCCAACCUCGUAGUUUGUGUGGCUGCCGAGAUCGCUCAGAGCUAUACUGUCAAGGUUGAGGGCAAUGACGUAGUUGGCACCGUUGAAAGAGGAGACGUCGCCCUGUCGUGCAUGGACGGUAUGCUUCGAAUUUUCAUGACGGAGGAAUCCGUCUCCUGCGAAUGUCCGCCGUACGAAUUGAUGGACCUCAUGGCCAGACAUUGCUCUAUAGGCCCCCACACAAAGCAUCGGUUGCUGGUCUCCCUUGCGCUCUCGGAUGAUAACAUUCACCGAAUCCAGACAACAUUCCGUAAGGAAGGCGUUAAACUCAAUCUUCCUCCUCCAGACGAUAACUCGUUGAGGCCAGAGGUCCAGGCAAAGCGCUAUGCUGGGGCUUCCGGUGAUAUCCCUUCCAUCCCCUCUCCAUUUGGCUAUACUCAGAGAGCGCCCGUGGAUGCUGGAAAUGCACGCUAUAUUCCUUCUGAAAACGAAAGAGCUGAUAGGAUAUGUCUCUUGACAACAGAGGAAAUUACCCAGCAUGAGCAGGGUCGACUACCGGGAAAGGCUCAGUACGAAAAACCAUCCACAUUGCUGCUUUUCAGCACUACGAGAAGAACGGAUGCUUCUUUUCUUCAGGAUAUGCUUCAAAGCUGGCCGGCUGUUGCCAAUGUGGAUGGUAAUGCCUACUAUCUUGGAGAAUUAAUGAUGUCACAGUAUUUUCAACAGCACAUCGGCACGAAGUACAACCCCAAUCUUCAUUGGACUAGCCGUCUUCGAGCUAGAGCAGGCCAUGACGCUUUCGAUGACCGGGACAGUUGUGCUUCAUUCACUUUCGCUGAGCAUGCGAUCUCUGCUCGGAUCACCGAGCUACUAGCCAUGUGUGGCGAGGCAGAUGCUAUAUCUGGUUGUUUCGAUCACCCUGUGUAUCAUUUUGACAUUGCUGUCAUGUUAAACGAAGACUCCACUUCGUUUCAUUUGAACAUCGCACAGUUAGACCGGAUGCGGAAAUUCCAGUACGAUGAUCGGGAAUUAGCACCCAAGAACGUGCUCAUUCUGGCCAUAAUUAGGAACUUAUACUCUGGACUUCGGUAUGAGUUCUAUGUCAAUCCAUGGGCAUUAUACACUGCCGACUAUUGGUCACUCCAUGGUCUAUUCCCUUUCGAAGUUCGAUUCAAUACAUCGACACAAGGCCCUAUGCCCGGGCAUGACCAUGCAAAUCUAGGAUCGCAGAACAACCGAGCAUUGGCUGCAUACGAGCGCUCUAACCCGCUUGUCGUGGGUAACUCUUACAUCAGGUUGCCUUCGGCAUCUUCUUGCGCUCCGACGCAUACAAGCCAUCGUGCUGGUCUUUCUGCACAGCCAUUGCAGGCUGGAAGCACGAUCGUUGGCAUGUCUAAACUAGGCCGUUUCCAUAAACUCCGAUACGAGAGAUUACCAGAGGGAAAUAUACGCCUCCUACAGCUUCUUCCCGGGCUUGAGCAUGAGCCACUUCGAGGCGUAGUAUAUCACGUACCUAUGGAAUGUCCGGGCUUUUAUAGAGCCUUGUCCUACGUAUGGGGCAAUAUUUCCCGAACGGAGCGACUAUGGACGCCUGCUGGGGUACUUUCUAUCACCCAGAACUUGAAAUUGGCCCUUCAAAGCCUUCGAUCGAAGCAUGACCCACUAACGCUAUGGGUCGACAGUGUUUGCAUAGAUCAAGAUGAUCUAAGCGGGAGCGAGAAGGCGAUGCAGAUUCGUCUAUUACCGCGCAUUUUCCAACAAGCGAUAUCGGUCCUUGCUUUCCUUGGAAACCACAGCGAAAGCCAAAGUGCAAUCGAGACCUUGAUGCAGAUAAGAGCGAAAGGAGCAGUCAAAACUUGGCCGAGAGGAUUACCCCCAGUGCCUACCUCGUGGAGUGCCCGAACAGUGCCAACCCCUAGCGAUCCGGCGUGGGAGGUGGUGAUGAAGUUCUUCGAGAAUCCCUGGUUCCGCCGCGCCUGGGUGGUGCAGGAAGUAGUUCUUGCUGCGAGUAUCCGAAUCAUUUGUGGGAAGUGGGUCGUUGACUGGAACGAUCUGCUAAGCGCCACCGAGACCGUUGAUCGAGAGUACCACUCCAAUGUGAGCGGUACGUCGUCAAGAGUCUAUCCUUGGGAAUUCUGCCUUGAAUUAGCACGACACAGAGAGUGGGAGGCGAGACAAACGCGGUGGGCAUUGGUCAAUCUUCUCGACUCUUUUCGAUACCUUGAAGCCACCUAUACACGGGACCGAUUCUUUGCUCUCCUUGGAUUCGCGUCAGAUGGUGCCGACCAAAGGUUCGAACCAGACUACACUUCCCCAUUAGAAGUUGUAAUAAAGAGAUAUGCUGCGGUAUUCAUCGAGCAAGGCAAAGUGCUGCAGCUGCUCUACCGAGCCGGAUUGGGGUCGCAUCCUUCCAGAUUUCCGUCUUGGAUCCCCAACUGGACGGUAUUGAAAACCCCCAGCAUAUAUGAGGCGUCUUUGCGGGGUAAGAGGUUCUGCGCCUCCUGGAUUGAUGAGCCUGGAGCGGAACAUGAUAGUCGGACUGAUGAGCUGAGCAUCCGUGGCUAUCGUCUGAGUUCGGUCGAUGAAGUUGCUACGGCGAGCAAUGUCCCGGAUGAGUGGUACGAGUACUUCGCCCAGAUUGACACCAUGGUGGAGUCACUUACGAUCGGGAAUCUUCGUUCUCAAGAAACCCAUAACGACAUGAUGUGGAAGAUUCCUAUUGCCGGAGUUUUGUAUACGAAAAACGCUGGGGAUGAGAACGUGGAUCUCCGAGCGUCCUACAACGCCUUCCGUUUCGAAUUAUUUCUUGCGCAAAUCAAAAAGCGGAAGAAUCAAGAAGGGCAGGGCAAAUCGGGACCCACUUGGGGAAACGGACUCAACUACACAAUCGCACUGCAAGAGAACGUAUACGGCUGGAAGUUCUUCACGACUGGCGGAGGUCUUGCGGGGCUUGCUCCUCCUUCGACCGCGGCCAGAGACCUAAUCUACGUGUUCAAUGGCGGGGGCGUGCCGUUUGUUCUUCGCCGCAGCGAAACUAGGGCUGGAGCGUAUUGCCUGCUAGGGGAGUGUUACGUGUAUGGGCUUAUGAAUGGCGAAGGAGCGGAGAUGUCUUUGGCGGAUGAAGAGUCCAUCCGACUGCACUGA
This is a messenger RNA of Trematosphaeria pertusa, 5769 nucleotides long. RefSeq lists its product as uncharacterized. Lineage: Eukaryota; Fungi; Ascomycota; Dothideomycetes; Pleosporales; Trematosphaeriaceae. The transcript has 11 exons. The record is from RefSeq and is a predicted model, not a curated record. Bases 1 to 5769 code for a protein of 1922 amino acids.